AAAGCAAAAUAUAGUUCAAUUUUUGUGUUUCAUCAAACUCUGUCAAUUAGUUUUCAUAAACAAAAUGUUAUUAAAGAAAUUUAUACCUUUAGUAGCGUUAUGGGGCGUAUUUAUUUUACUACCCGAUGCUACUGAAGGUAUUGUUGGGGGUCAGGAAGCUGUAGCUCCCCCACCCGACGAUCCUGUGGUGUUUGUAAAUAGACGUGGGAAAUCUGCAAGAAUAUUAGGAAUACGGGAUGAAAAACGGUACAAUUUCAAAGGAUUACGUUAUGCCCAGCCUCCUGUGGGAGAAUUACGUUUUCAACGUCCACGAAUGUAUACUUUAAAUGGUGAUAUACAAGCUACGAAAUAUGGACCGCCGUGUCCACAGCCAAAAAAAGGGAAGGACAAUACUACAAUGAUUGUCGGCAAAGAAGAUUGUUUAUACCUAAAUGUAUUUACUCCAGAAUUGUCUGAUGGAGGUGAAGGUCUUCCAGUUGCCGUUUGGAUUCAUGGUGGUGGUUUCCGUGUUGGCUCCGCCGCACAAUACGAUGCAAAACAUUUAGUUAACAAAAAAAUGGUAAUUGUUACGUUACAAUAUCGUCUUGGUUCACUUGGUUAUUUGAGUACAAAGAAUGGAGAUCAACCAGGAAACGCUGGACUUUUUGAUAUUAAUAUGGCAUUGCGAUGGGUUCGUGAUUAUAUUCAAUUUUUCGGUGGAAACCCCAGAAAAGUUAUAGUUAUGGGCCAAGGUUCUGGUGGUAGUGCAGCUGUCCUUGUUGGCAUGUCUGAUAUGACAAAAGGAUACACUCAUGGCGUAGUUGCUAUGUCUGGAACGGGAUUAUCCCAUUGGACAUUGGACAAGGAACCGAAACGUACAGCAAGAUCAUUAACAGCUGCCCAAAAAUGCCCAAAUAAUUCCGAACGUGAAAUGGUAAAAUGCUUACAAAAACAACCACACGAAGAUCUUAUUAAAGCGGACUCAGAUAUUGAAGAAGAUCGACAAGCUGAUGGUGAUGAUGUUUCACAAAAUAUUGCAGGUUUACAAGCUGCUGGACCAGUUAACGAGGGUGAAGACGAUAGACGUUCACUUCCAUCAUUUGUACCUCGUGAGCCACUUGAAUCAAUGGAAAAGGGUAAAUUUACCCGUGUCCCAUUACUGACUGGUGUCACCAAAGAUGAAACAGCAAAUGCUGUGAACAAUAACAAAAAAGUAAACAUGCGCAAAAAAUUAAAAGAUAAUCCAAAGUAUUUACAAGAAAAUCUACUUGGAAAUUUACAAUCAUUUACAAAUAUUCUACAAAAUGGAUUACUAUCAAUACCUGGAAUCAAUCAAGUGGCUGAUAUUGCUGGUGGGGUGGCAAAUCGUUUAACCGGACGUACAAAACGGCAAUCAAUUACAGACCUUGUAAAUAAAGUCAAUCCACUUAAAUUUGAUAAUUAUCUAAAAUUAGCAAAUCCAGGAAAUCUAGUUGAAGGUUUACUCAAAGCUGCUGAAGUAACUGGUGAUGCAUUAUUUAAUUUUCCAGCGUUUUUAACUGCUAACUUAUGGACAAAAUCAGGAACCCCCACAUAUUUUUACAGCUUUGAACAUAAGGGUAAUGCAUCAAAAGGUUAUAAUUUCCUAGCUGGAAUUCCUUUAGUAUCAGAAGAAGACAAAAAAAGUUCCGAUUCAAUAAGCCAUGGAGAUGAUUUAGCGUAUUUAUUCAAACCUCAAACACUUGAAGGUGAACCAAUUGAGGGAGCUGAAGAUGGUUUUACAGAUGAAGAUCAUCAAGUUCGUGACGUGUUUACUGACCUCAUUUCUCAAUUUGCUCAUCAAAUUGGUCAAAAAAGAAAAGGCAGAGAAGUAUCAAGUUCAUUAUUGAAACAAUUUACUGAAAAGAACAAUGACUUUACUCGGGUUAAAUCGAAACCAGAAGUCUCCGAAGGUUUCCGGUUCUGUGAAAUGGCUUUAUGGGGUGGAUUGAGUGAAAGGUUACAAAGUCCAGCAUGUAAAUUCCUAGAUGCUUUUGGUGAUACUGUAGAAGGAGUCAAACAAGGAAUUGAAGGUGCAACGAACUUACUGAAAAAUCCAAUAGGUGGUAUUGGUAGUAGUGGAUCUAAACAAAGUGCAAAGCCAAAUAAUCCAAUUGGAGGAUUUCUAGCAAACAGAAUGGGCGGAGGUGUUGAUGAAGAUGAAGAAGAAGAAAUGAUGCAACCAGUGAAAAAAAUAAAUAGUCGCCCAAAAAAUAUUUUUGGUAGAUCAAUGUUUGGAUAA
Chrysoperla carnea is the source of this 2239-nucleotide messenger RNA. RefSeq names its product carboxylesterase 4A. The record is from RefSeq and is a predicted model, not a curated record. Gene Ontology annotation, cellular component: postsynaptic membrane; synapse; cell surface. The transcript has 8 exons. Lineage: Eukaryota; Metazoa; Arthropoda; Insecta; Neuroptera; Chrysopidae. Gene Ontology annotation, biological process: neuron cell-cell adhesion; chemical synaptic transmission; modulation of chemical synaptic transmission. Gene Ontology annotation, molecular function: neurexin family protein binding; signaling receptor activity. Bases 65 to 2239 code for a protein of 724 amino acids.